CACGUAGGUGAAUCGCUUUUGGGUACGUGAAUUGAUGACUUCCGACCUUCCACCGGCAUCAGCGGAUAGAGAGUGGAUGCCGGAGGGGAUACCGCGGAGUCGAGGUCGCCUACAUUAUGGCUGAGAUGGGAAGGUGACGAGGAGUAGAGGAACGACCGGCGGUGGAAAUGGCAGCCUGGACUCCUUAAUCUACUGCGCCUCCGACCACCACGCUUCGACCGGGACUGCGCCGUCGGAUCCGACCGCGACGACGGCAUCUCCGUCUUGGUUUCAUCCCUCUCUCUCUCUCUCUCUCUCUCGUCCCCCUCUGUUCAAAAUCGAGCCUUUUUCCCGAAUUCCUUGUUGUUUCGGACCAAGGACAUGUGGUGGUGUUAAUGUCUGAUCUCUGUCGGCUCCACGGAUUCGUUCCUUGAGACGGAAGAAAGGGUAGCUUUUGAGAAAGGAAGUCAACAUUUCUGACAGCUUUUUUAAAGAUCAGGUUUGAAUAAAAUAGUGCGCACUUGUUCGAGGGAUUUAUUGGGUCGUAAUUAAACGGAUCUGCCGUUUCUUUGGAUGGGAAAGAAGACAACGAUGGCGAUAUAGAAAACAAGCAAGAACAGUGAAGGAAGCGGAGGGCAAGAGACAAGUGGAAGAGGAAAAGAAAUAGAUGAAAGGGGGGAAUUUUGUUUGAAAAAUGACAACUUUUUUGGUUUCCCCAAUCCAUAUCGAGUUCUUUUCCUUCUGUGGCGCCUUGUAAGGUCCCGGUUGGCUUCCUCUGCCUUAACAGGGACGCUUCAAGCUUCCACGAUUGAUACGGCCCUUGGCCGGACGCGAGCGCGCCGGUAGUGGCCCUCCCACGGGCCCAGAAGCAGCGGGCAGGCCGUCCUCUCCUAGCCCGCUCCCUGAUAUCCUCACCCUCCCUCGGUGACACAGUCGUCCGCCACCUAAUCCCUCCAAAGGUUUGUACUGCUCCUCUUUCUGCUACUGUUACCGCCACUUCCCCUUUCAGAAGGGAAAGACACCCAUCUCGCAAGCCUUUUCAGUUCUCACGGAGAAGAAGCCUCGUAUCUGUGCUCACAUUGUAAAGCUGUGAACCAUAGUUCCUGUCCUUGUAGAACGCUACAGCUGGCAAUGCAGAUCUGAGGCUGCUUCUUUCCAUCGCUCGAUUCCGACGGCCGGAGCGCCUAUGCGUCUGUUCUGCCGCCGCGGCACUUCGCUGGUGGUGUAGCAGGGAUGAAGAAGAGCUCCGGCGCCUCCUGUCGUAGCAGAUCCGGGACGUUCCCAAGCCCCGGGACGCCUAUCUACCGGCACGGCGUCGGCUCGGUCGCGUACCAGAACGGAUGGAGCUCGGAACGAGUGCCGCUGCCAACGCACUGCAACCGGAGAUACGGGGGCAGCGGCGUGUUGCUGCCGUUCGCCAAUGGGAGGGCUUUGCCAUCGAAGUGGGAGGAUGCAGAGAGAUGGAUCUUCAGCCCGGUCUCAGGUGAUGGGGUCGGGAGCUCGUCGGUGCCCCCCUCGCAUCAUAGGCGGCCAAAGUCAAAGAGCGGCCCGCUCGGAGCUCCUGCUGGGAAAGCCGGGGCAUAUUCAUCGGCGUCACCGCUGGUUCCUUGCUUUGACAGUGGCAGGGUUCGGAAUUAUGCGGCGAACUCGCCUUUCUUGGCGGGAGUUCUAAUGCCGGAACGCAGCUUUUGUGGCAAUGGUGGUGGAGUAAGAGGAGGAGACGGUGGUAGCGGUGGAGGAGGAACAAAAGGAGUUGGUGGUACUGGUGGUGGCAGCAUGGGUGGGAAAUCUCAUGCUGGUAAUGGAGAGCCUUAUGUUGUUCGAUCUGCUAGUAUUCAUGGGUGGUCAGACACACUGAUCGAGUCUUCUUCAUCAGUGCCCAGCUCCCAGGAUGAGAAAUCUGAAGGUAACAGAGAAUCAGCUUCCACAGUCUCGGCCGCAGUUUUGAGAAAGGAUGUGGCAACACAAAUGAGUCCAGAUGGAAGUAUUCCAUCCUCUCCCAAAGGGAGGCCUUUUUCCCCUUCCCCAUCUUCAGUCCCUCCCCUUGAGGAGCUAGAGAAUCACUUCUCAAAGUCGGUGGUUAGGGAUGUUCAGGUAGAUGAUCAAGUUACGGUCACCAGAUGGUCCAAGAAACACACAGCACGAGGCUCUGAUAGGCGUUUAGCGAGCAUCCUAGAAUGGAAGAAAAAGAAGACUGAGGCAUCAAAUAGUUCUGGUUGGGAAGUUGAUGAAACAGCAAAAUCCACAUCAAAGUAUAAGAGAGAGGAAGCCAAGAUCACUGCAUGGGAGAAUUUGCAAAAGGCAAAAGCUGAGGCAGAAAUCAGGAAACUAGAGAUGAAAUUAGAAAAGAAAAGAUCUUCCUCGAUGGAAAAAAUUCUAAACAAACUUAGAUCAGCACAGAAGAAAGCACAGGAGAUGCGAAGUACUGUUACUACCAGCCAAGACAACCAGCUAGGAAAGACCACCAGAAAGGCUUCAUACUUCUGCAAGAGUGGUCAGAUCAGUUCUCUGAGUGGCUGCUUCACUUGUGCCUUCUAGUCUUCAUAUUUCAAGGUAAAUGAUUAUUUUAAAUAUUUCUUGAUGAUAUGCGAAGUGAGAUGGAGGUGUUUAAGUGGUGCAAUUUGUUCUGCUGGCUAGUUUCAGGUGCCUUUGGUUUAGGCUGCUCUGAAGCAACAUACAGUUAGGAGUAUAAAUAAGAAAUUACUAGUGUCAACUGCAAAUAAUGGUAUUCCAUCAGAACAAAGCUCGGGAAGGCGAAAUGAAAACAGCUUUCUUAAUGGACACACACUACAUGUUGAGACAAAUACUAUAUGUCUGUAAGCAUUUUUGUGAUUCCUCUGUUUUGUUUCAUGGAUAGGAUUUGCAUGAGGCCAUGGAAGGAAUUUGUUCUCCCUAGUUACGCUGGCAUGGAAUCAUUGCAGCUAAGAAUGAUGGUGCACCAGCAUUCGGUUUUGUGCAUGGUGGAAUAACAACUAUCAGAAUCAUUGGCACAUACUACAGAGGAGCCAUGAGCUUGUUGAAUUGCCAUUCAUGUGAUGAUUAACUUGGUCUGGUUUCUUCCUCAAAUGUUACUACAAGGAACAACUUGUCCUCGAAUGCUUUAUCCUGCUCUCCUUGUAGAAUGCAUACUAUUCGGGUAGCACAUUAUAAUCAAUUCUCUCUUCAUUAAAUUCAUCUGGAGGUGGACCUCAUGUACCUAUCCAAUGAGCUCUGUUUUUUGAGUAGCUAAGCUGUUUGUUUGCCUUUGAUGUAGCUUAGCUGCACUUAUAGAGCGUCUGUUGUUUUCUGGUAUCA
Messenger RNA from Musa acuminata AAA Group (dessert banana), 3273 nucleotides. RefSeq lists its product as uncharacterized. The record is from RefSeq and is a predicted model, not a curated record. Lineage: Eukaryota; Viridiplantae; Streptophyta; Magnoliopsida; Zingiberales; Musaceae. Bases 1213 to 2517 code for a protein of 434 amino acids. The transcript has 5 exons.